Molecule: messenger RNA, 396 nt
Organism: Blumeria graminis f. sp. triticale
Lineage: Eukaryota; Fungi; Ascomycota; Leotiomycetes; Helotiales; Erysiphaceae
Source: the annotation of a GenBank genome assembly
AUGUCGAACAAAAAAAAUAAACAAGAAUCUGAGGUAGAUACUUCCGGUGAUAUGGAGGAAGAAAAAUCGGUUUCCAAAUCUGCCGAAGACCGAAAAGCUGCUGCGGCCCUAUCCUCUAUCGAAAGAGAAGAUGAAGACUCUAAUAAUGCUAAAGAUAUCGAUCAUGAGGCUGUUCGUAAAGCAAUGGAGCGUUUAGAUGACGGUAACUCGAAUGGAGUAGUACAAAGGAAAGUUGAUUCCAAUAAUCUCGCCAAGAGCGUUAAAUAUGCUCCUGCAGAUAUCAAUCUUAUAGUUGAAGAACUGGAGCUCUCCAAAUCCAAAGCAAACGAGCUGCUUCGUUUAAACGACGGAGAUUUAGAAAAAGCCUUAAGACAAUUUAUUAGACAGCCCCUUUGA